CAUCUUUCCAGCGUGCCGGCAGAAGCCCGCGCGGCCAUGAACCCGUCUGGGUGCUCUGGGGGGGGGGCUCCAUAUCUUCUUGCUCUUCUUCCCUCGACCGUUCGUGCGGGCAGAGGUCUUGGCUGGUCCCUUCUCUCCCUUGGUUCCGGCGCUCACCUCUCCUCAUACGCUCGCAUUUCCUCAUAUUUGCAUCCUUUUAACCCGUAUCUCAUCCGACCUCUCUCGUCUUCAGGAGCUCUCGUUCGAACAGCUUGAGAUCUCUCUUCGUUCCAAGUGGCCCGCGCCCUCGAUGAAUGCUGAAGACAUCCAGCAACCCGACGAGCUCCUUGCCGGCCGCUAUCGAGUCGUCCAGAAGAUCGGCUCGGGCUCCUUUGGCGAUGUCAUGGAGGCUGUCGACGAGCAAACCAGUUCCGGCGAGCACGUUGCCGUCAAGAUCAUCAAGAACGAAGAGGUAUACUUUGAUCAGGGCGUCAUCGAAGUCGGCAUCCUGUCGUAUCUGAACGCCGUGCAGGGCGACCGAGACUACAACAUCGUGCGCAUGAAGAACUACUUCAUCUACAAGGGCCAUCUCUGCAUCGUUUACGAGCUCUUGUCCAAGACCUUGUACGAGGUCAUCAUGGGACGAAACUUCAAAGGUCUGCCGCUGUCAACGGUGCGGGCCGUCGGCUACCAGAUCCUUUCUGCCCUGGUUCUGCUCAAGUCCGUUGGCAUUGUCCACUGCGAUCUCAAACCCGAGAACAUCUUGCUGCAGUCGUGCGAGUCUGAUGUUUCGGCACAAAAAAUCCGGGUCAAGGUCAUCGACUUUGGCAGCUCAUGCUUUGAGCGUCAGGAGGUUCCAACCUAUCUCCAGUCGCGAUACUACCGAUCGCCCGAGAUCCUCAUCGGCCAUCCGCCAACAACAUCCAUCGACCUGUGGUCGUUCGCAUGCAUCCUGGUCGAGCUGCUGACCGGCAACCCGCUCUUUGCCGGCGACAACGAGUCCGACCAGAUGCUCAAAAUCUGCCAGAUCCUGUCCUGUGUGCCCACCAACCUCCUCAACCAAAUCCAGGAUAUUCCCCAGAACGCAAACAUGCGUGUCCUAUCCAUCUUCGAGCAAGACGAAGCCACAGGUGAUUUCCGCCUCAAAGACUUUCCCGACGAAUCCAGCCGCGACACACCCGACGAUUCUUCGACGCUCCUGGACAUUGUGAUGGAAGCUGCCCCGACGCACACGGGCCACCACCCGUCAAAGAAGACUCGAUCCCGCCCCGAGGAGUCUCGUCAAGAGUUUCUCGAGUUUGUCGACAUGAUCAAGAAGAUCUUGGUGCUGGACCCCGAGCAGCGCAGCACGAUCGAGGAGAUCCUCUCCCACCCUUUCUUCAGCUCCGAGGUCCUCAAGGAGCAGCAGAGGUAUCAUCUCGAUGCGGAGACCUGCAGCGUGGACGCUGGUCAUGCCCCCGACGAGUCGGACCUGGGCCACGAGGUCCUGUCGUGCUGCUCUCAGGACAAAUCGCGGCUCUCCUCGCCUGAACUGGCCAUCAGCCAGGUUGGCGAUCGACGCACUUCCUUGGAGUCGGCCACACACGUCAAGUGAUCCCAGGCUUCCGAACCCACUGGCGCUCUAGAUUCGCCACGCCUAUCUGCACGAACAACAGCCCAUCCCUCGCACUCCAAUGAGAAACAUCCUUCUCCGCUAUUUAUCAUCCAUCUCCGGCAACUGCCAAUCUCCAAUGGUCUCGCGCCGCUGGCCUCUUUUUGUUAAUCCAUAUGCUAGACUCUCUCCCUAACACCUCACCCCCACACCUCCCUCCAGAAACCCCAUCCCACACGCAUAUUUACUGAUCUCCU
This is a messenger RNA of Polychytrium aggregatum, 1827 nucleotides long. Its product is annotated as kinase-like domain-containing protein. Gene Ontology annotation, cellular component: nucleus. The record is from RefSeq and is a predicted model, not a curated record. The transcript has 3 exons. NCBI's taxonomy places the organism in Eukaryota, Fungi, Chytridiomycota, Chytridiomycetes, Polychytriales. Gene Ontology annotation, molecular function: protein serine/threonine kinase activity; transcription coactivator activity; ATP binding. The coding region runs from base 290 to 1573 and encodes 427 amino acids. Gene Ontology annotation, biological process: peptidyl-serine phosphorylation; peptidyl-threonine phosphorylation; positive regulation of DNA-templated transcription.